ACCACAGCUCUACAUCAUCCCUCAAAAUCAUCAUUCAGUUUACAGAAGCAUCCAAAUAAGAAAUGGCAUUUUCCACUUUUUUUUUAUGAUUCCACCUUUUAGGAAGGACUCUCACCUUUUGAUCUGAAAGCUAUCUCAGGUAACUUCCUCUUACAGGCCCCUCUUCUAGUCUCUGGAGUCAGGAAGACUGACAUAAGCAAUUCAAACUAUUUUCUAUGAGACAGUUUCCAAAUGUAUGAGAAUAAUGAUCGUAUCCCUGCAAAGCCUAAACAUUCCCACCUUAUUCAAUCAUUUCUCUUCAGACCUGCUACCCAGGCUCCCACCACCCCAGCCACAAUCUAAGUCAUCUACACCCUUCAUAAAAUGCAGCAUCCACAACUGGCAGAGAAUGGCCAGAUCAGUCCUGGGUAAAUGUAAACAACACACCUACCUUGGUCUGAGCACUAUAUUUCCAGUAAUUUAGCCUCCAAAGAAACUGCAUUUUGAUAGCCAUGUUACACUGUUGGUUUAAAUGGAGCCCAAUGGACACUAUAGGGUGGCAGAGUAGGUCUCUUUCAUCUGGCACAUGAUAGGCUGCAUUUUACCUACAAUGUGCCUCACUUUGACAUUUUCCUUGUUACUCAUGUGUCCACGCAGUCACUGAUUCAGCUGGCCUCUUGUCUGGAAACUACUAAUCCUGUCCACAGCUAAAAUUGUGUUGUUCUCCCACUCACCACAGAAACCUGUUUCUUUCGCAUGAGCUGUUGAUAAGACAAAGUAUGGGCAAACCACUCCCUGAUACCAAGUUUCCAGGUAGUCAAGAACAGUCAAAGUUGACAUUUUUGUCCUUAAAACAUUUAAAAACCCAUACUGUUACACAGAAUAUCAAUAUAAAACCAUCAGUAACUAUGAAACUUUUUUUUUUUUGGUUAAGGUUUAUUGCUAAGGUUUCUUUCAAAGAAUUUUUUGAUAAACUUUUAUAGAAAAGUUUAUAAAGUUCCAUAGAUGUCUAUAAUUCAUAAAUUCCAAGGGGCUUUUGGAUAGUUGUUUUUUUUAAAAAAUACAAAUCACUCUAAAAAAUUUUCACUUCCCAUUUAAAAAAAAAAGUACACUCACAUAACGAGGCUAACUGAUCAUUAUAUGCUCAGUCACAGGGUGACAGGAAAAAAAAGUCACCACCAUAAAAGGAUGUCUGCCUAGUCUCUCUUAAAACAACAUGCCACGGUUAACUUAGUUCAGUCUGGGCAAAAACUGACUGCUACUACACGGAGACCUGAAUAAGUCACUGAAAUAGUGCCUGACCACCACCAAUGGAUAUAAAAAUGGCUGACAAUUUUACUACACCCUCUACAACCACCCAGGGCGAUGACUGUGAUCUCUACGCACACCACAACACAGCAAGGAUAUUAAUGCCUCUGCAUUACAGCCUUGUCUUCAUCAUUGGGCUUGUGGGAAACUUGUUGGCCUUGGUUGUCAUUGUUCAAAACAGGAAAAAAAUCAACUCUACCACCCUCUAUUCAACAAAUUUGGUGAUUUCCGAUAUACUUUUUACCACUGCGUUGCCUACGCGGAUAGCCUACUAUGCCAUGGGUUUUGACUGGAAAAUCGGUGAUGCUUUGUGCAGGAUAACUGCUCUGGUGUUUUACAUCAACACGUAUGCAGGUGUGAACUUUAUGACCUGCCUGAGCAUUGAUCGCUUCUUUGCUGUGGUGCACCCUCUACGAUACAACAAGAUGAAAAGGAUUGAACACGCAAAGGGCGUGUGCAUAUUUGUCUGGAUUCUAGUAUUUGCACAGACACUCCCACUCCUCAUCAACCCUAUGUCAAAACAGGAGGCUGAACGGAUUACAUGCAUGGAAUAUCCAAACUUUGAAGGAACAAAAUCUCUUCCCUGGAUUCUGCUUGGUGCAUGUUUCAUAGGAUAUGUGAUUCCACUGUUAAUCAUUCUCAUCUGCUACUCUCAAAUCUGCUGCAAACUCUUUAAAACUGCCAAACAAAACCCACUAGCUGAGAAGUCUGGUGUAAACAAAAAGGCUCUCAACACAAUUAUUUUUAUCAUUGUUGUGUUUGUUCUCUGUUUCACACCUUACCAUGUUGCAAUUAUUCAACAUAUGAUUAAAAAGCUUCGCUUUCCUGACGUGGUAUGCAGCCAAAGACAUUCAUUCCAGAUUUCUCUGCACUUUACAGUAUGCCUGAUGAACUUCAAUUGCUGCAUGGACCCUUUUAUAUAUUUCUUUGCAUGUAAAGGGUAUAAGAGAAAGGUUAUGAAGAUGCUGAAACGUCAAGUCAGUGUAUCAAUUUCCAGUGCUGUGAAGUCAGCCCCUGAAGAAAACUCACGUGAAAUGACAGAAACACAGAUGAUGAUACAUUCCAAGUCUUUAAAUGGAAAGUAAAAAGUAUAAAUCUAUCUUGGAUUUAUAGCAAAGUAAACUGAAUGACAAAUUUUGUAGGACUUUUCUUAUAAGGCAAAAUGAUUGUUCAACUUGAAUUAAGAUUCUUUUAAAUCCCUUUUAUUGGGCACUUUCCACCUCCAACUUGGAAAUAAGCUCAAGAGAACAAUAUAAAGCAAAGUUCUAUUUGUAAGUGAAAUAAUAUGUCAUAGGGAGACUAUCUUAAUAACUCUCAAUGUAAAAAGCAAAAUUUUAUUUUAAUAAAAAACUUAAUCAUUAAUAUUUCCUGCCAAUAGUUUGGCAAAAGAAAAAAGACUGAUUAGAUUGUAUAUUGCCAGUGUAAAAAUGUUAAUAUUGUAACAUAUCUUUUUUGUAACAUAUUUCUUAAAUCAAUGUUUCUUUCACUCUUCCAUUUUAUCCUUUUGGUAACACCAAUUUUUUGUUUUGUUCUGAGUCAUAAAACUGUUUCAGAGAACUCUUUUGGAAUAAAGACCAGGAUGCUACAAAAUUAUGAGUAUGUUGUUACUCAAUGUUGUCAACUACCAGCAGGAGUUACAGGGAGAAUAUAAUUAGCAAUAGAUAGAUCUGAUAGAUUAGCAAUGUUAUAAAUGAUGAUGACUGAGGCAAUGAAAGCAUCGAGCUUUCUCCCUAAGAGCCAGCAUAGUCUUUCAGGGCCACUGCUUAUGAACAUCACGGGGACUAUAUAUGGAGGUAUCUCACUGGACGGAGGGUUUACUUGCUAAAUUCUUCCUGGGAAUAAAAACAUGCAUAUAUGCUCGUUUUCUUUGGAUCGCUAGGGCAUCAUUUUCUCUUUUUCCCUUCAAGUUGGUAGCACCCUGUAUCUGUAUUUCAAUAGUCUGUGUCGGGGGUGCUCAAACUACGGCCCAUGGGCCACAUGCAGCCCGAGGAGGAGGACAUUUAUCCGGCCCACCGGGUGU
Molecule: messenger RNA, 3307 nt
Organism: Microcebus murinus (gray mouse lemur)
Lineage: Eukaryota; Metazoa; Chordata; Mammalia; Primates; Cheirogaleidae
Gene: GPR183
Product: G protein-coupled receptor 183
Biological process (GO): B cell activation involved in immune response; G protein-coupled receptor signaling pathway
Cellular component (GO): membrane
Molecular function (GO): oxysterol binding; G protein-coupled receptor activity
Source: RefSeq, a predicted model, not a curated record